AUGGAGCAACAGACAGCUGAAGGAGACAAUUGGUCUACUGUUGCAGAGAAUGGUUCAGGCUACGGUGAAACCCAGGGAGAUGCAAAUAACAACCUUCGGGCAUCAUGGAGACCAUAUCGAGGUCGCUGGAAUGCGAAGACGGUGACUCGCAAUGACCCGGGAAGAGCAGCGGUGCAGGCCCCUGAGAGAGUUGCGCCUGGCAACCCGCGGAGGAGUCGCAGGCUGCGCAACCAGGUAUCGGCGGACAGAAAUUUGAACGCAGACACACAGGCGCAUCAGUUUCGUCCGGAAGGGCCGUUCCCUGUUCGCCCAGCACCAUCAGUCUCGCAGUCGUAUUCUUCACAGAACAAUACCCACAUGGGAGCGAGCCACAAUGCUUCUAGCAGUCAUCCAAACCUCAAUAUGCCCGUAUUCCCUGGAGGUCCAAGCGGGAUGGCUUUCAAUGAACAGGGACUUCAAUUUCCGUUCUUUUCUCCAAAUAACUCGAACCAGCAGUCCCAAUCACAGCCUUCCAAUCAACCUGCGUUUGGACCGUUUAACCCUGCUUUGCUGAAUGACAUGAGUAAUCCUCUGAAUUUCUUCUCCCUCAUGCCUCCACCUCCCUUCAUGAUGAACUUUGGUCUACAAAAUCCCGCGAUGGCGGGACCCCUCUUAAGUGGAUUUCCGUCCUUGCCCUUUGAUCCGAUGGCUUUUACAGCAGCUGGUUCUGCUGGAGGCAACAUCCCAGAUACGCUUGGUCAACCACCUGUCGGAGCAUCGGCAACGAAGCAUGAAGCUUUGCCGCCACCUAAACCUCCAUCCCCUGUCAGAUCAUACAUUGAGCAGUCGACCUUACCGCCCAAAUUGGUCGUUUCUCCCCAACCACUGCUGGUCAUCUUGGAUUUGAAUGGUACGCUAAUCUACCGUAAGCACCGGCGGUUCCCCCCUGUGUUUUCCAGAAGGGCAGGGCUGGACGAGUUCUUGGAUACCUUGGUGAGAAAAUACAAGGUUAUGAUCUGGUCCAGUUCCCAGCCGAACACAGUGAAGGCGGUUUGUGACAAGCUCUUCCCGGGCAAUAAACGAAAGGCACUUGUUGCGGAAUGGGGUCGUGACAAGUUCGGUCUCACGUCAUCCCAAUACCGGGCCAAAAUCCAAGUUUACAAAACAUUAGAGACAGUAUGGAGCAAUAAGGAGAUUCAAGCGUCAUACCCAUCGCCUUCUCAGAAUAAACGCCGCAAAGCCGCACAGAAUGGUACGCAGUUGAAAACCCGAUGGGAUCAGUCCAACACGAUCUUGAUUGACGACAGUAAACUCAAGGCUCUCAGUGAACCAUACAACAUACUUGAGAUUCCAGAGUUUACCAACCAGCCCGGUCUCGAUGAGUCCACAAUAUUUCCAAAGGUUAUGCAGCUCCUGGACGAACUAGCAACACAUGACGAUGUCAGCAAAGUGCUCCAUCAGUGGAACUUAGAGUUACCCGAAAACCAAGGCAUUCUUGAGCUUGACCUCGGCCUCAGCACUACUGAGGUCGACCAGAAUCACAACAAUAACACCACCGGUGACGCCCACUCUCCACCUUCCCAACAAGACAUUCCAACCGGGCCGACAGCCAUGGCAGAAGCCCGCAAAGAAAGGCGCAAAAGGCGCAAGGAGCAACGCAAGGCCCGCAAACAGGAGCAAAAACUAGAGGCAAAAGCGGAAACGAAAGCUCAUAAGAAAGCACAAAACGCCUCCCCAACAGAUCAAGCAGAUAAAACUACCGCCACUACUGUCACUAUCCCAGCAGAAGCAACUACCGGUAUCUCCUCCACUGAAUCUGCAACAGGCAUCGUGCAACCGACCCUUGACCGGUCACCAUCACCCGCGACUUCAUCUGCCGAAUCCGAGAAUUUUCUCCUAGAUCGAUUAGAGGAUUCUUUGAAUGUUAAAACCGACUAG
Messenger RNA from Aspergillus nomiae NRRL 13137, 1917 nucleotides. RefSeq names its product NIF domain protein. Lineage: Eukaryota; Fungi; Ascomycota; Eurotiomycetes; Eurotiales; Aspergillaceae. Gene Ontology annotation, molecular function: phosphoprotein phosphatase activity. The coding region runs from base 1 to 1917 and encodes 638 amino acids. The record is from RefSeq and is a predicted model, not a curated record. The transcript has a single exon.